CUCAACUUGGAAUUUAUUAUUUUUAUUUCCAAAUCGCACAAAAAACUCACCAUCAUCAACCAGAACUCAAUUUUAUCUCUUGCGACAACCUAAAGAAAAGGAAUAAAAUCAAAAUAAAUACAAAACUGCAAAUAUGGCAUCAAAGAACAGAGAUUGGGCCGAUGAUGACGAAGGCGACGAGCUCAUCACCGAGCUACCUCCCCCACAAACCAUCCACAACAAGGAUGGAACCAAGACCACCAUCACUUACAGAUAUAACGAGAAUGGUCAAAAGGUCAAGACGACCCGACGCAUCCGCCUGGUGACGCACCGCGAGGUAGUUAACCCCCGCGUAGCUGAGCGCAAGAACUGGAAGAAAUUUGGACUAUCGGAGAAGGACGGCGCUGGCCCACAGAUGGACACAACAUCGGUCGCCGAGAACAUCAUCUUCCGCCUCAGCACCAACUGGCGCAAGGACACCAAGGACGAGGACAAGGACCCUAACGCCAACGCCAUGAAGGAGCAGCUCAAGGACAAGACCGUCAAGUGUCGUAUCUGUAACGGCGAGCAUUUCACUGCCCGCUGUCCUUACAAGGACACCAUGGCGCCUAUCAACGCCGAGGGCACUGGCGAUGUUGCGGCUGGCAUGGGCGAUGAGGCUGGCGCGGCUGCUGUGGGUACGGCCGGUGCGGGCAAGAAGGGCAGUUAUGUCCCUCCUGCGCUCCGAGGAGACCGUGGCGCUGCUGGUGGCGGCGAGAGGAUGGGUGGCAGCAAGUAUGGAGAGCGCGACGACCUUGCAACUCUCCGUGUUACCAACGUAUCCGAAAUGGCAGAGGAAGGCGAACUCCGAGAUAUGUUCGAGCGCUUCGGCCGCGUUACUCGUGUGUUCUUGGCCAAGGACCGUGAAACUGGCCUCGCCAAGGGCUUUGCCUUCAUCAGCUUCGCAGACAGAACCGACGCAGUCAAGGCGUGCAGCAAGAUGGACGGUUACGGUUUCAAGCAUCUCAUUCUUCGCGUCGAGUUUGCCAAGAAGGCUGCUUAGAAAGCUAUCAGGUACCUUGGGUAGUUUAUGGAAUCAUGGAGUCGUGGGUUCGUGGCUGGAUGGCAGCCUACUGUUUAAGUAGAUACCUACCCAGCAUGUAUAAUGGACUCGUAACGAAAGGGAUGGCAUGGCAUGGUAUAACAUGGGUAUGACAGAAUAAAAUCUUACGGGCAUGUUACUAGAGGAAUAUGCGUCAAAACCAAGGGGGGGUAAACUUGUAGCGACGAUGGUCUAGCGUGCUAUAAGCCAGCCCAUUUCAGGUAAAUGCAUUUCUUCCUUUUCCUUUACAAAGAGGAAUAUGUAUAUCAUGUGCUACUUCUGCGAUUCUCAUCGUGAUAUGUUUACGAAGCUUGCGGCCAAAAGUACG
Messenger RNA from Hypoxylon fragiforme, 1388 nucleotides. Its product is annotated as eukaryotic translation initiation factor 3 subunit-like protein. Bases 134 to 1021 code for a protein of 295 amino acids. Gene Ontology annotation, molecular function: translation initiation factor activity; RNA binding. The record is from RefSeq and is a predicted model, not a curated record. Gene Ontology annotation, cellular component: eukaryotic translation initiation factor 3 complex; cytoplasm. The transcript has 3 exons. NCBI's taxonomy places the organism in Eukaryota, Fungi, Ascomycota, Sordariomycetes, Xylariales, Hypoxylaceae.